Molecule: messenger RNA, 750 nt
Organism: Acanthosepion pharaonis
Lineage: Eukaryota; Metazoa; Mollusca; Cephalopoda; Sepiida; Sepiidae
Source: the annotation of a GenBank genome assembly
AUGCUGAAUGUGUCUUUGUCUAUAACACUUCACAUUAUCUAUCUAUCUAUCUAUCUAUCUAUCUAUCUAUCUAUCUAUCUAUCUAUCUAUCUUAGUUUAUUCCUCAUCUAUCUACAUCAGUCUGUUCCUAUCUAUCUAUCUAUCUAUCUUAGUUUAUUCCUCAUCUAUCUACAUCAGUCUGUUCCUAUCUAUCUAUCUAUCUAUCUAUCUAUCUAUCUAUCUAUCUAUCUAUUAUUUAUCUAUCUAUCUAUAUAUCUAUCUAUCUAUCUAUCUAUCUAUCUAUCUAUCUAUCACAGUUUUCUGAUGUAUCUAUCAGCAUUUCUUUUUCAUUAUCCAUUUCAUCAUAUCUAUCUAUCUCUCUUAGCUUAUUCCUCAUCUAUCUAUAUCAGUCUGUUCCUAUCUAUCUAUCUAUCUAUUCAAUCUGUUCUUUAUCUAUCUAUAUCUAUCUAUCUAUCUAUCUAUCUAUCUAUCUAUCUAUCUAUGUUGCUAUUAAUUCUUUACUGCUUUAUUUGGUGUAAAAGUAUCUAUCUAUCUAUCUAUCUAUCUAUCUAUCUAUCUAUCUAUCUAUCUAUCUAUCUAUCUAUUUCAGUCUGGUCCUAUCUAUCUAUCUAUCUAUCUAUCUAUUCAAUCUGUUAUUUAUCUAUCUAUCUAUCGAUCGAUCUAUCUACAUCACUCUGUUCUUAUCUAUCUAUCUAUCUAUCUAUCUAUCUAUCUAUCUAUCUAUCUAUCUCUUCCACUGUCCCUGCCUAG